CAAAGGGCACUUCCGCAUUACCUUUCCAACCCGGCAAAUAUGGCGACUACCAGUAGCGUUGUUGUGCUCUGCUGCCUUUUUGUUCUCCCGCUGUGUGUUCUAGGAGACACAUGUCUGGCACCAGAGGUCAAGACACAGACCUACACCACAACAGAGGCUGUCACCUCAACAGAUACUGUGUUCAUUAUAGAGUUUACAUUGAAAUGCAAAAACAGUGUAUCGAAUAUGAAUUUAUAUGCUGACAUUCAGGGAAAAACUCUUCCGGUGACAAGAACAGUUACUGGAGAUAAAUAUCAGGUCAGCUUCAGCGAUGAACACGCUAACUUGCCUUCAGGCUCCUAUAACAUCAGACUUUUUGAUGAGGAGGGAUUUGCAGCUCUUAGAAAGACUCAGAGAAGUGGAGAAGAUACUGGCGCUUUGAAACCUGUUCAUACCAUCAACAUGAACCACCCUGGCGUGUGGAAGGGUCCCUUCCUCCAGAGCGAGUUCGUUGCAGCCACUGUAGCAGUGUUCGUAUGGUAUCUGGCCUACAAUGCACGUAGCCAGCUACAGUAACGCACAUAGCAUUGUUUAUUUUAUACAAGUUCAUUUAAUAUUAUUUUCAAAUAAAUUUUCUUUUAUAAAAAC
Messenger RNA from Mizuhopecten yessoensis (Yesso scallop), 627 nucleotides. Its product is annotated as translocon-associated protein subunit delta-like. The transcript has 6 exons. The coding region runs from base 40 to 555 and encodes 171 amino acids. Gene Ontology annotation, cellular component: endomembrane system; membrane; endoplasmic reticulum. The record is from RefSeq and is a predicted model, not a curated record. Lineage: Eukaryota; Metazoa; Mollusca; Bivalvia; Pectinida; Pectinidae.